AUGAAGUCUCCCAUCCAAGGAAGACCGCUAUGUCUCUACACUGCUUUCAGUGAUACCGCCGUCGGGGAUCUGCUCGCUCAAGAAGAUGACGAAGGAAUCGAACAUCCUAUAUACUAUUUCAAUCGAACAUUGAGAAAUGCUGAACUCAGAUAUCCCAAGGCGGAAAAGUCAUGUUUAUCCAUAAUUCAUUCCAUUCAUAAAUUCAGACAUUACUUGUUAUCCAACAAGGUGGUGCUCAUAUCUAAAUCUGAUCAUGCGAAAUUUUUGCUUUCAAAACCGGUCCUGAUGGGAAAGUCGGCCAAGUGGAUUCUCCAAAUGUCAGAGCUAGACAUAACGUGUGUAUCACCUAGAGCUAUAAAAGGACAAGCAGUUGCAGACUUACUAGCAGCAUUCCCUGGAGAAGGCACUACUGCACUACGCGAGGACCUUCCUGGAGAAUUUCCAGACAUCUCCGUUGUCGAAGAAGAAGCGUGGAUAUUAUAUUUUGAUGGGUCUGCCGCCCCUAGCAAUAACACUGGAGGGGCUGGCGUAGUCCUAAUGUCUCCAACCGGUGAAGUCUCCUCCGCAGACGCGAUCCUCCCAGCAGAAAUCAAGAUCCCGUCAGCCAGGAUUGCAGCAGCAAGUGGGGUCCACUGGAAUGAAGCUGAAGCGUUGAGCUCCAGGAUCGCCGAGUUAGACACUCUAGACUCCAGAAGAGGUAAAGCAGAGGAACGUGCUCAGGUGUACAUAAAUAAGAUCUCCAGGGCAUAUGACAAGACUGCUUACAGUACCGUCUACUACAAGAUCGUUAAGGUGGAUGGAGGAAAGUUAGAAGCAGUCAUCAAUGGAAAAUGGCCCAAGGCAUAUAAUGCUUAA
This is a messenger RNA of Papaver somniferum (opium poppy), 855 nucleotides long. RefSeq lists its product as uncharacterized. The transcript is spliced from 3 exons. NCBI's taxonomy places the organism in Eukaryota, Viridiplantae, Streptophyta, Magnoliopsida, Ranunculales, Papaveraceae. The record is from RefSeq and is a predicted model, not a curated record. The coding region runs from base 1 to 855 and encodes 284 amino acids.